CUAAACUCUCUCUCUCUCUCUUUCGCUUCCCCCGCUUGCAAGACACCGUGUGUUGACAGCCGACCGACACCUUUCGCAAUGGACGCCGCUGCGAAGGCACGUUUCGACCUCAUUGGCGAGAACCUCGCCGAGAUUCUCAAUCCUGAAUUGCUCGAAUCCAUUUUGGCCGAGGGACGCAAUCCCCGCGUUUAUUGGGGCACUGCGACCACUUCGAGUCCUCAUACAGGAUACUUCCUCCCUGCGUUAAAGAUCGCCCAGCUGCUGGCUGCAGGAUGCGAUGUCGUCGUCCUUCUGGCCGAUAUCCACGGCUUUCUUGACAAUCUAAAGGCGCCGCUAGACCUAGUGGAGAACCGUGCGAAAUACUACUCGAAGAUCAUUACCGCGAUCCUGGAGUCGGUCGGUGUCCAGACCGACAAGCUGGAAUUUGUCCUCGGUAGUUCUUACCAGAAGAAUGCCGACUACGUCAUGGACCUCUACCGGCUGUCGUCGUUGGUUUCAGAGCAUGAUGCCAAGAAGGCUGGAGCAGAGGUUGUAAAACAGUCCAACAACAGUCCAUUGAGUGGAUUGAUGUACCCUCUGCUUCAGUGCCUUGAUGAGGAGUACUUGAAGUGUGACGCUCAGCUGGGAGGCGUCGACCAAAGGAAAUUGUUUGUGGCUGCAACCGAGUGGCUUCCCAAGAUUGGCUAUCGCAAGCGCGCGCAUUUAAUCAACCCAAUGAUCGCUGGUCUGAAUGGUGGCAAGAUGAGCUCUAGUGUCCAAGACAGCAAGAUUGAUCUUCUGGACACCCCCGAGGCCAUCACGAAGAAGAUCCGUAAAGCGGAAGCGGCGCCUCGCGUCAUUGAAGAGAAUGGUGUUCUGUCAAUGGUGGAAUAUAUUUUACUGCCAGCAGCUGGUCUGAAGGGUCGUAAAGAGUUCCGCGUUGAGCGCAAAGAUGAAGAGCCCCUGAUCUACACUGAUAUUAAGCAGCUACAUGAAGAUUACAAGAAUGAUAUCUUAACGCCACAGGUGCUCAAGCCUGCCGUCGCGGCCGCCUUGGUCGAGCUUAUGGCUCCUAUCCGGGCAGCCUAUGAGGGUUCUGCUGAGUGGCAGGAGAUCACACUGAAGGCCUACCCGCCUCCGGAGAAGAAACAGAAGAAGGUCAAAGAUAAGGGAUCCCGCUACCCUGGUGCCCAGAAUCAAUAGAAGCUCUUUUCUUGCUCUCCUGUUACGUCUAGCAGCCUCUUGAUAGAACUGCCACUUGGAGAUACUUAUAGAUAUGAUCGGAACGGCUAGUACUUGUUUAAACUGGUGUUCACACUGGAGGGAAAAGCCCAAAUAUGAAUCGGGUGGGGAAGGAUCCUUUUUGUCUAUGUUCACGACCAUAUCUCUCAGUGUAGUUGUUUUCUCUAUUGCACC
Molecule: messenger RNA, 1395 nt
Organism: Aspergillus alliaceus
Lineage: Eukaryota; Fungi; Ascomycota; Eurotiomycetes; Eurotiales; Aspergillaceae
Product: tyrosine--tRNA ligase TYS1
Exons: 4
Coding region: 79-1182 (367 amino acids)
Biological process (GO): tyrosyl-tRNA aminoacylation
Molecular function (GO): ATP binding; tyrosine-tRNA ligase activity
Source: RefSeq, a predicted model, not a curated record